Spodoptera exigua (beet armyworm) is the source of this 444-nucleotide messenger RNA. The record is from the annotation of a GenBank genome assembly. Lineage: Eukaryota; Metazoa; Arthropoda; Insecta; Lepidoptera; Noctuidae.
AUGUUAAUUUUUAGACCUCUGACCAACAGUAAUUUUCCAACAAAUCUGAGGGGACAGCGCGUACGCAGUCCCCACUACCAAAAAUUACGCAUCCGAGUUAUCCACAUUAGGGAUAAUCGCAGGGGUCAACCCUACCGCAGUGCAAUGGUAGGAUCUCGCCCUGGGGGAACCGCCUUCUUGAUCACGGUAUCCCCUAUGCCAGAUCUGAGGGGACGGCGUGUACGCAGUCCCCACUACCAAAAAUUACGCAUCCGAGUUAUCCACAUUAGGGAUAAUCGCAGGGGUCAACCCUACCGCAGUGCAAUGGUAGGAUCUCGCCCUGGGGGAACCGCCUUCUUGAUCACGGUAUCCCCUAUGCCAGUGUGGGAGAGCCAUGCUUCUGCACGAAUGGGUCGGCUCGACCGGAGUGAUACCACGGCCUCACAGAAAACCGGCGUGAAAUAA